AUGUUAUCUUCACCACAAGCACCCAACUCCAAAUCUGUGUUUAUCUUCAUAGGGCCCAAAGGGAGCGGCAAGUCCUUCCUCGGCGGUCUCUUACAGGAACACUUCAAGAUACCCUUUCUGCCCGUCGAAGAACACAUCAAGAAACAAGAUAUCAAGAAAGAUCGAGCUGUGAACAAUGAAGCUUACAUCCAACAGGUCUUUUCCUUCAUUGAAGAGCUUGUCCGGAAAGAGAUUUGCAAGGAAGACUUCGGCCUUUCGUUUGAGUCCACAGGUCUCACAGAUUGCUUUGACUCAAUGUUGGAGUCCCUGAAGAAGGAUUUUCGUGUUGUCACAGUUCGCGUCAAGGCAGAUCCCAAUACUUGCCUGCAACGUUUUCGAUCCAGAGAUCAAUCCCUCCACAUACCCAUCUCAGAGGAACAAAUCAAAAUGAUCAAUGAAAAGGUGGCAGAGAAGACCACGGAAUGCGAGUUUGAGAUUGACAACAAGGGAAGCAAUUCCAAAGAAGCUCUGGUCAACGAGCUUUCUGGUAUCCUGGCAAAGUUGUCGGUCUGA
Seminavis robusta is the source of this 552-nucleotide messenger RNA. The record is from the annotation of a GenBank genome assembly. NCBI's taxonomy places the organism in Eukaryota, Bacillariophyta, Bacillariophyceae, Naviculales, Naviculaceae.